AUGGAUCUCGAAAAAAUAUCCCAGGAGACGGUCGAGGAUGUCAAGUCCGCAGAUUCCGUGCCAGAUAUAGAUGCAGCGGCAGAAAAACGACUCCUACUGAAACUCGACCUCCAUGUCGUUCCUAUUCUCAUGUUUUUAUUCCUACUUGCCUUCCUUGACCGUAUCAAUAUCGGUAACGCGCGAAUUCAGGGUCUCGAAAAGGAUUUGGGAAUGAAGGGACAUGAUUACAACAUCGCCCUGUUUAUCUUCUUUAUCCCCUAUAUCCUUUUCGAGGUUCCUAGUAAUCUUUUUUUGAAAAGGGUAUCGCCAUCAUGGUGGUUGAGCGGAAUCAUGUUUUGUUGGGGUGUUGUCACAACGUGCCAAGGUGUCGUAAAGGGCUUUGGUGGCCUCGUUGCAUGCCGAUUCUUGCUGGGUUUGUUUGAGGCUGGGUUGAUGCCAGGCUGCAUCUAUUUGAUUGCUAUGUACUAUAAGCGCCACGAGUUGCAAUGGCGAUUCAAUAUUUUCUUCAGCGCUAGCAUUCUAGCUGGUGCAGUCAGUGGACUUCUUGCCUAUGCAAUAGCCAAGAUGGAUGGCAUCGGAGGAUACAGCGGCUGGCGCUGGAUCUUUAUCAUCGAAGGUCUACUUACAGUAUGCACUGGGAUUGCUGCCAAAUUCCUCGUCGUCGAUUGGCCCGAAACGUCUACUUUCCUAAAUGAAGAGGAGCGUGCUUUGCUGCUUCGGCGUCUAUCGGAAGACCGCGGCGAAGCCCAAAUGAAUCGCUUUGACAAGCCGGCAAUCAAGCGCACAUUCUCAGAUGUCAAGAUCUAUCUUGGUGCUAUUAUGUACUUUGGAAUUGUCAAUACGGGCUAUGCAACAUCAUUCUUCACCCCUACCAUCCUCCGACAGCUCGGCUGGACAUCUGUCCGAGCUCAAGUAAUGAGUAUCCCCAUCUACAUGGUCGCGACAGUGAUCGCACUAGCUACAGCCUUCAUUAGCGACCGACUCCGCCAUCGAUUCACCUUCACAUUGCUGGGAUGUGUCAUCGCCACCAUUGGGUAUGUUAUUCUCAUCUAUCAGGAGUCGGUGCCAGUUGCUGCCCGAUACUUCGCCCUAUUCGCAAUCACGGGUGGAGGAUAUAUGACGCAGCCAAUCUUGUUGGGCUGGGUGAGUAACAACAUGGCUGGACAUUACAAGCAAUCUAUCGCCUCAGCCAUGCAGAUCGGCUUUGGUAACUGCGGCGGUCUGGUCGCUAGCAAUGUUUUCUUUGACUCAGAAGCUCCAACCUACAGAACCGGGUUUGGUACCAGUCUAGGGAUGAUAUGGAUCGGUGGUAUGGCAUGUAUUGUCUUCUUUGGUUAUGUAUACCGUGAAAAUCGGCUGCGUGAGCAGGGUAAGAGGGACCAUCGGUACCAUUGGCCCAGGGAGGAGCUGGAGAAUGCUGGGGAUGAUCAUCCCAGUUUCCGGUUUACUUAUUGA
Penicillium egyptiacum is the source of this 1455-nucleotide messenger RNA. NCBI's taxonomy places the organism in Eukaryota, Fungi, Ascomycota, Eurotiomycetes, Eurotiales, Aspergillaceae. The record is from the annotation of a GenBank genome assembly.